Molecule: messenger RNA, 1356 nt
Organism: Prinia subflava (tawny-flanked prinia)
Lineage: Eukaryota; Metazoa; Chordata; Aves; Passeriformes; Cisticolidae
Gene: NMU
Product: neuromedin U
Exons: 10
Coding region: 611-1165 (184 amino acids)
Biological process (GO): positive regulation of smooth muscle contraction; neuropeptide signaling pathway; positive regulation of synaptic transmission
Cellular component (GO): terminal bouton
Molecular function (GO): neuromedin U receptor binding
Source: RefSeq, a predicted model, not a curated record
CUGCAGAAAGUUCCGUGCGCAGUCGGUGGUGCCGAGGCAGGGGGGGGCCCAUCCCCAGAGCCCCGCACCCCCAGAGCCACCGGCGCUUCCUGCCACAUGCAAGCUGCACGAGAUUUAUUCCCAAGUUCAGCUAGCUGGGGGCAAACCAGCCAGUGGGUCCGAUUUACCCCCGGGAAAUCAGGCCUCUUGUUCCCCGUACAGCGGGCUGGGACGGUGUCUGAACACCCCCUCAGCCGCCUCAUUCCGUCACUCCGAACAUCCACGGCAGUGAAGGAGCAGCACCUCCCGCGCCAGCCACCGCCGCUCCUGCGGGGCUCCGGGGGAUUAAAACACGGAAUUUUUAUGGUUUUUUAAGGAGGGGGUUUAAUAGAGGGCCUGGAGCCCGGCCAGCGCCUCGCCCCUGUGCCAAGCAGGGGCACCGCCGCUCCAGCACGGCUCGCUGCGGCGGGGCGGAGCGGGCUGAGUCACCAACCCGGCCCCCGGGCCGGCGGGGCAGCCCUCCCGAGCCGGGCUGGGGGCCGUCCACGUGUCGGGAGGAUUUAAAGAGUUGGGGCAGGGAGCUAGGACAUGCCCAGAAGAGCGGCUGGCGGAGCGGCGGAGCUCGGCGGACAUGGGAUACCUCUGGCACCAUCAGCCGCCCGCGGCCGCCCCCGAGCGCAGCCCCAGGAAGGGAGCAGACGGCGCGGCGCUGCCCGCGUCCCCGCUACUCCUCCUCUUCGUCCUCCUCGCUUCCUCGGUUUCUGCUUGCAAAGGUGCACCAAUGCCAUCCCAAGCACUUGAAUCAGAUGAGGAUUUGCAGCUGUUGAAAGAGAUAGAUGAUGUGUGUUCUGCUUACCUGUCCACUGAUUCUCAGCCUCAGGUGUCCAGUACAGUGGAAGAACUUUGUUUUUUGGUCUUGGGAUUUCUCCAGAAACCACAGGGUUUAGAUGAGAAAGACAACACCAAAAGGUUCUUAUUUCAUUAUUCUAAGACUCAUGACUCGGGCAACUCAGACAUCAUGUUGUCUGUCCUGCAUCCUUUACUGCAACUCGUUCCUCAGCUUAAUGAGAGAAGACUGAAGAGAUACAAACUGGACGAAGAACUUCAAGGACCUGGAGUGAUUCAAAGCAGAGGCUACUUUUUCUACAGGCCACGUAAUGGAAGGAGAUCAGUGGGUUUUCGCUAAGGAGGAUUGUAGAUUCCUGACUUAGAACUAAAACUGCAGGAAUGCCGAGUACACGGACAUACUGUUUUCCUUACAAUAAUUAUUCAUUAUUAAUGUACAAUUAGAAAUCACUCGAAUGUAAAUAUUCUUAAAUCAGAUUCUGUUAAGAAGGUCUUUACUAUCUUGAUUAUAUUAAAAGCAUAUUAAAAUUA